GGAGCGGCGCGAGCUCUACCGCCGCAACUUGGGGGCGGGGGAAUUAUGGGGUCGACUGCGUUGGACCUGGCAGGGCUAAUGAGCAUGGUGUGAUGAUCAUGCACAUCUUGUCGCUCGCGCUCACGCACCACUUGAUGCUGGUGCGCGCACAGCAAUUCAGCUGAGCCUCGCUCGGGCCCUCGGGGGCCUCGGGCGCUUUUCGACAAACUACAGUGGUCGUAGGCCCAGCAUAUAAGAUCUCAGCAGUGCGUGGUCUCGCAGCAACUCAGCGGACGAUCUCACGAGCAGAGUGAGAAGCUGCUCUCAGGACUCCGCCUUUCGCUCGUCCUCACUCUCUCACGUCGCUCUCUGCUCACAUCCAGACCCAGAGAGAGGCAGAGUCUCGCGGUCUAGUGCUCGAGGAGUGUGGACCGACUGACAGCGCGAGCAGUGGUCGUGCCCUUGCGUGCUCUUCAAGCCCGUGCGCGGAUUCUCAUCAAUCCAGUCCGUGAGAGGAGGUGCCCAGAUCUCGCCAGCAGCUCGACGGACGCCUGGUACAAAGUACCGAAUUCCGAGGAAGGGAGCAGCAGAAGACGAAGAAGGAGAAGGCGAGGGGAGAGGAUCAUCUCGAACGGAGCUGCCGAACUGUCUUUGGGCAGGUCCAGCGCUGAGAAGAAUGGUGGUCGAGACUGGAGCAAGCGAGGUGAGCAUCGUGGAGCAGAAGAUGGCAGCUCUGGGAUCGCUGUGCUUGCAGCCUGAGAAGGCAGGAGCCAUGGACCCGCUGUGCUGGGGCCAAGCGGCGGAGAAACUGUCAGGAUCGCACCUCGAGGAGGUGAGGAAGCUAGUGAGGGAGUUCCAGGAGACGAAGGAGGUGAAAAUUCAGGGUGUGACAUUGAGCGUCGCCCAGGUCGCAGCCGUCGCCCGCAAUGGGGCUCAGGUCACAUUGGACGCGGAGGUGGCCAAAGAGCGCGUGGAUGAGAGCUCGCAAUGGGUGCACGACAAUAUGAUGCGAGGGACCGACACCUACGGGGUCACCACGGGAUUCGGGGCCACCUCGCACCGGCGAACGAACCAGGGCGUGGAGCUGCAGAAGGAGCUGAUCCGAUUUCUGAAUGCGGGAGUGAUCAAUGUGGGCGAAGGCAACACUCUGCCGGCUGCCACCACGCGCGCCGCCAUGCUCGUGCGCACCAACACUUUGCUGCAGGGCUUCUCGGGCAUUCGAUGGGAAAUCCUCGAAGCGCUGCAGAACCUGAUCAACUCGCAGAUCACUCCCAAGCUGCCUCUGCGCGGCACCAUCACCGCCUCGGGCGACCUCGUGCCGCUCUCGUACAUCGCCGGGCUGCUCACUGCCAGGCCCAACUCGCGCGCCCUGACGGCCGACGGGCGCACCGUGACGGCCGAGGAGGCGCUAAAGCUCGCCGGCGUCGCGGCCCCGUUCGUCCUGCAGCCCAAGGAGGGGUUGGCGCUCGUUAACGGAACCGCCGUCGGCUCGGGCUUGGCUGCCACCGUGUGCUACGACUCCAACGUGCUGGCCGUGCUGGCCGAGGUGACGUCGGCGCUCUUCUGCGAGGCCAUGAACGGGAAACCGGAAUUCACCGAUUACCUGACGCACAAGCUCAAACACCACCCGGGCCAGAUCGAGGCCGCGGCCGUGAUGGACUGGGUGCUCGACGGCAGCGCGUACAUGAAGGCGGCCGAGGAGCUCCACCGGACGGACCCGCUCAAGAAGCCCAAGCAGGACCGGUACGCUCUGCGGACGUCGCCGCAGUGGCUGGGUCCGCAGGUCGAAGUCAUCCGGCAGGCGACGCACUCCAUUCAGCGCGAGAUCAACUCCGUCAACGAUAACCCGUUGAUCGACGUGUCGAGGAACAUGGCCGUUCACGGAGGCAACUUUCAGGGGACGCCCAUCGGCGUCUCCAUGGACAACCUGCGCCUGGCGCUCUCGGCCAUCGGGAAGCUCAUGUUCGCGCAAUUCUCCGAGCUGGUGAACGACUUCUACAACGGCGGCCUGCCGUCGAAUCUUAGCGGCGGGCCGAAUCCGAGUCUGGACUACGGGUUCAAGGGAGCAGAGAUCGCCAUGGCGUCCUACUGCUCCGAGCUGCUGUACCUGGCAUCGCCGGUCACCACGCACGUGCAGAGCGCGGAGCAGCACAACCAGGACGUGAACUCGCUGGGGCUCAUCUCGGCGCGCAAGACCGAGGAGGCCGUGGAGGUGCUGAAGCUUAUGUUCGCGACGUACCUGGUCGCGCUGUGCCAGGCCGUCGACCUGCGGCACCUGGAGGAGAACCUGCAGGCGGCCGUGCAUCAGGUCGUCAAGCAGGUGGCCAAGAAGACGCUCUCGGUCGGCAGCGCGGGCGUGCUGCUGCCGUCGCGCUUCGCCGAGAAGGACCUGCUCAAGGUGGUGGCUGACGUGCACGUGUUCCUCUACGCGGACGACCCCGUCAGCGCCGCGUACCCGCUCAUGGACGGCCUACGUAAGACUCUGGUCGAGCACGCCCUGAAGAGCCCCAAGGACACCGAGUGCAACGCCGACACGUCCAUUCUGCAGAAGAUCCCGCUCUUCGAGGACGAGCUCAAGGCGCAGCUCCCUGGCGCCGUCACGGCGGCCCGAGAGAAUUACGACAAGGGCGUCACGGCCAGGUCCAACAAAAUCAAGGACUGCAGGACGUACCCUCUGUACAAGCUGGUGCGUGAGGACUUGGCGACCAAAUUGCUCAGCGGCACCGAGACUCGCAGCCCCGGGCAGGACAUCGAGGUCGUGUACGAGGCCAUCUCGCAGGGCAAGCUGGCCACUCCUCUCCUGCAGUGCCUGGAGGGAUGGAACGGAGCCCCGGGCCCGUUCUAAACAGCAGCAGCAGCAGCAGAAGAAGAAGAGCAGAUCAGAUCCGUGCAUAAGACUCCCCACAUUGGGGAUUGUGGCUGCCUGGCCUCGGCGUGGUUGUGACAGUCGUGUAGAGAUUGCCCUUGUAAAUUAGGAUCCGCAACGGGCUCAACGAGAUUGGGCCAGGCGAAGCAUGGUCAUACGUCGACAGUAGAAUCAGAAUCAGAAUCAGAAUUCUCUGAAUAACGCGGCGACAAUUUGCCUCUGACGAGCGACUGACUGCCAGGAGGUAGGCUCCAAGUCGCCAAAUUAGGAUCAUCCUCUGCAUCCCUCUCGCACUCUUAGAGAAGCCAGCCAUGCCGAGUGUUCACGCGGUUGGGCGGGAAGGAAAGUUAAACGCCAUAGGUUUGCACGAGUAGAUAGGAGUCGGAUGAAGAUUAUUGGUCCAUCGUGCUGCGGGCGAAGAUGGAGACCAAGUUUUCAAAGGAGAUAGGGAGAGAGAGAGAGAGAGAUUAUAGGUAAACGUUUAGGCGUAGAGCGGAUUUCGAGCUGCAAUCCACGGGAUGGUAAUCUUUGAUGUACACUAUUACUUCGUGCACAACAUUUCCGUCGGAGAUUCAUACAAAAAAUUGUCAAUACAUUUUAAGUUUCCCGACU
Molecule: messenger RNA, 3457 nt
Organism: Marchantia polymorpha subsp. ruderalis
Lineage: Eukaryota; Viridiplantae; Streptophyta; Marchantiopsida; Marchantiales; Marchantiaceae
Source: the annotation of a GenBank genome assembly